AUGAGUAGAAUCGGUAAAGUUGGGCGUACUCCACGUGGUAGAGGAUACAGAAGUUUUCCAUAUCGAAGGGGAGGUCGUGGAGGAUUCAGACGUGGAUAUAGGGGUCGUGGUUACAGGCCUGCUGAAACGGCUGCUAUACCCAGUUCCAACUACACAAAAAACUCCAAGGAGGGGCAGAAGAAUGAAAAAGAGUCACUGAUUGUAGAUACAGAGAUUAAAAAGUUACUGAACAUGAAAGUUAUCAAAAAAGUAUCUCAUCAUCCUAACGAGUUUAUUUCUCCAAUUUUCCUUGUACCAAAAGCAAAUCCUGGUGAAUACAGAAUGAUAUUGAAUUUGAAAAAACUGAACCAAUACAUACCGUAUCAUCAUUUUAAAAUGGAUACGUUUGAAUCUAUUUUACGUUUAGUUUCUCCAGAUUGCUUCAUGGCAUCUGUAGAUCUUCAAGAUGCAUAUUAUUCUGUAUUCAUUGCGGAAGAAGACCAAGUGAAGUUGAGAUUUGAGCAUCGUGGUAUUUUAUAUCAAUACCAAGCUUUACCAAAUGGUAUUUCUUUUGCCCCUAGAUUAUUUACAAAGCUUAUGAAACCAAUAUAUGCGUCACUUCGUGUACGUGGAUACAAAAAUUCAGGGUAUAUAGAUGAUUCUUUUUUGUCUGGUAACACAUUUUUAGAAUGUGAGCAAAAUGUCAAAGACACGGUGAGCUUGAUGUCAGAUGUUGGUUUCAUGAUAAACAAAAAGAAAUCAGUUUUGAUUCCUACAAGAAAAAUCACCUUUCUUGGUAACGACAUAGACUCCGAAAAAAUGGUCGUUACUCUUCCACAGAAAAAAGUUUUCACACUUUUAGAAGAAUGCAAACAAUUACAUCGGAAAUCAAAAGUGUCUAUUCAAAAUGUAGCAAGAGUUCUUGGCCUUAUGGUUUCAAGCUUUUCUGCUGUUGAAUUUGGCCACCUGUUCUACCGAAAAAUAGAAAAAGAAAAAAUUCAAGCAUUGAAAAACUCGAAAGGUGAUUUUUCUUCGAAAAUGUAUGUCACAGAUGAAAUGAGAACUGAAUUGAAAUGGUGGAUAGACAAUCUGUCUUCCCAGGAAAGAGUUAUAGAUCAUGGUAAUGCAGAUUUAGUGAUUGUGACUGAUGCAUCAUCCUUUGGAUGGGCAGGAAUAUGUGAGAAUCAGGAAAUAGGUGGUAGAUGGACUACUGCAGAAGCAGGGCAUCAUAUCAAUUAUUUGGAACUAUUGGCAGCCAGUUUGUCAGUCAAAGCAUUCUGCAUGCAUAAGAAAAAUAUACAUGUGCAAGUACAGUUAGAUAACACAUGUGCAGUGUCCUACAUUAGGAACAUGGGUGGUUGUAGGUCUUUAGAAUGCAAUGAAUUAGUGCACAAACUGUGGGUUUGGUGUAUGGAGAGAUCAGUAUGGUUAUCUUCUACACAUAUUCCUGGAAAAGACAAUAUUUCUGAUCAUGGAUCAAGAAAUUUCAAUGAUAAUGUCGAAUGGAAGCUCAAUGAGCAAAUCUUUGACAAUGUUACAAGUAUCUGGGGCAAACCAGAAGUAGAUAUGUUUGCAUCAAGGUUAAACUGUCAGUUGCCAAAGUAUGUUUCAUGGAAACCUGAUGCUGAAGCAUUUUUUGUGGAUGCUUUCUCCUUAGACUGGUCUAAAAUGUUUAUAUACAUUUUCUGUCCUUUCAGUUUGGUGGCACGAGCUCUACAGAAGCUGAGACAAGACCAAGGAGACUGUAUUAUGAUAGUGCCACUUUGGCCCACACAGAAUUGGUGGAACGACCUCCUAGAACUGUUGAUAGACAUUCCGUACAUAAUACCAGUGACAUCCAAGGUACUUCAGAUUCCAUACACAGACAAAGUACAUCCACUGGCAAUCUUUCCAAGAUAG
This is a messenger RNA of Mercenaria mercenaria, 1878 nucleotides long. RefSeq lists its product as uncharacterized. Lineage: Eukaryota; Metazoa; Mollusca; Bivalvia; Venerida; Veneridae. The transcript is spliced from 3 exons. The coding region runs from base 1 to 1878 and encodes 625 amino acids. The record is from RefSeq and is a predicted model, not a curated record.